AUUACCUGCACGCAUGUUUGCCAUUAUUCGUUUAUGUUGGCGGACAUUCUAUUGAUGAUUAGACUCAAAAUUGAUUAAAUUACUCUUACUGCUUUGUAUAAAAACAGUCACUGUGGGAAAAUGCUACUGUUAGUUGGUUGGAAAACUCACAAGUGAAAGAACCUAAAACAAAAUAGUGAUCGUGAAGAGAAAGAAAAACAACAUUUCCUUGUAAUGGAACUCUAUCAAACGAUUCUUAUCUUUGCGGUGAUAAUGUUAGGGAUGGCAACUGCCGAAACGUACGUUACCAAGUACGACAAUAUCGAUCUGGAAGAAAUUUUCAACAGCAAACGUUUGAUGGAUAACUACAUGAACUGCUUGAAAGAUGUUGGUCCCUGUACACCCGAUGGCCGAGAGUUGAAAGACAACCUUCCCGAUGCGCUGAUGAGUGAUUGUGCGAAAUGCUCCGAAAAGCAGCGCAUCGGUUCGGACAAGGUGAUCAAGUUCAUCAUCACGAACCGGCCGGACGAUUUUGCGAUCCUCGAGCAGCUUUACGAUCCAACCGGUGAGUACCGGCGGAAGUACAUGCAGUCGGAUGUACUGAGCGAGCACGUGAAGCAGGAAGCGGGCGAGUUAUCGUCGAGCGGUGACGGAAACAUUGAGACCGAUGCCCACGCAACCGAGCAUAACUCAUCUCAAGAUCACGAUCAUGGCGAAGGACAAACGGAUGCGAAGAGUGAAAAUUCAAACUGAACAUUGAAAUUGGAAUAAAGUUCUCGAUCCGUCUGUCAUGCAUAUAGACAAUUCCAGUAGUUUCGUUUGCCUUCCAUACAUUUUCCUAUACAUUCGCGUACAUGAAGGCGUCAUAUUGAGUCGCGUAUCGUGACCAAUUCGCACAGUAUGCAAUUUUCCCAUCAGUUCGCCGCACCAACCGAUCGAGCUGCUGAAAGCGACGACAGUUUCCAACCAGGCUUCUCCAAAUCGGCUUCAAUUUCCCGCUAAUGGUACCACUCGUCAAUCACUCGCGUGUGCACUCGUGUGCACGUGAUGGAAGAAAGGUCGUCGAUGCGUUUUCGCUGCUAAAAAGUCAUAAUUUGCCGUUCGGCAUAGGUCCUCCCUCCCCAGUCGGAUCGUCAGCUUGCUUCCACCAUCAUUAAAAUGAAGCGCUGCACCAAAUGUAUCGACCUCGUGAAGAACGGGGCUUUGUAUCAAAAAGUGAUUUCGGUACAGUAAGCAAAAAGUGCAGCUGCACAGUAGCAUCUAUGAUUCAUCGAAGCGGUUCACUAACUACGAGAAAAACUAUCAAAAACGGCCAGGCAUCUAGGCGGUCAAAGUUAGUGUGGCGUUUGGAGUUUUUUUCUCUCCUACCUCGCCUUCUGCUCGUAUAAAUAAACGAAGGACAGUAAACAAGCCUCGUUUUGGAAUCAUUUAUGAUAGACGUGUGAUUUUUCGUAACGGAAAACAGGGACUUAUUGUACCAGUACACUUUAAUCUGCCGAAGAAAAAAAGCACGCUUUGAGAGCAAUUUAAUAGUGACACGUUUUUAUUUCAACUCCACCAGACACGUCAGCUUAACAAGGAGGCAUACAGAUUACAGCAAAAAAAAUGCAUACGAAAUGGUUUAGAUGUCAUUAACAAACGCUGUAAAUCGUUGCUGAACGAAUUUGACACAUGGUGUUAUGGUUUUGUCUGUUCACGGAUUCGAUGACUCAUUCGUACAUUUUUACUUCUUCACUCUUGCGUAUCAUCGGACCACUGAUUGCAUAAUAUUAUUU
Anopheles funestus (African malaria mosquito) is the source of this 1754-nucleotide messenger RNA. RefSeq names its product ejaculatory bulb-specific protein 3-like. The coding region runs from base 214 to 732 and encodes 172 amino acids. The record is from RefSeq and is a predicted model, not a curated record. Lineage: Eukaryota; Metazoa; Arthropoda; Insecta; Diptera; Culicidae. The transcript has 2 exons.